AUGAAUAUUGAAAACUCGAAAGAAAUGAAUUUGCAAAGACCUAGUGUGAAAGAAGUGAAAAAUUUAGUAGCAUCCCUAGAGAGAUCUAGUGAACUUUCAGGUCGUGGUAAAUCAAGCAAAAGAGUCUGUCAAUUGUUCAAUAGUGAUCGUCGUGUUGUUAGCUGGAAAUUCCAAGAAUGGGAUUAUGGUAAAAAGAAUAUUACGCUACCUUGUAAUGCUCGUGGGUUGUUCAUCACAGAUGAUAAAGAAAACCCACAAAUUGUAACUAGAGGUUAUGACAAAUUCUUUAACAUCGAUGAAAUGAGUCUUACCAAAUGGGACUCUAUAGCUAAAGGCACUGUGGGUCCCUAUACUAUUACUUUAAAAUCCAACGGUUGUAUCAUAUUCAUAUCGGGUCUUGAAGACGGGACUCUCGUGGUUUGUUCCAAACACUCAACUGGACCUCGAGACGAUGUGGAUAGAAACCAUGCUGAAUUCGGUAGAAACUACUUGUUGAAUCUCCUACGUGAGAGAAACGUAGAUGUUAAACAAUUUGCCCGAAGAUUGUACGAUUUGAACGUGACACUUGUGGCAGAAUACUGUGAUGAUUCCUUCGAAGAACACAUUUUGGAGUAUACUGGUGACAGUGCAGGAUUGUACUUACACGGUGUAAAUUUAAACAAACCUGAAUUUGUCACUUGGCCCAUGAAAGAGGUUAACGGUUUUGCUCAAGAAUAUGGGUUUAAACCAACUAUGUAUUUUGACCUACCAGAUAUAACCUCAUUGAAAUCUUUCUUGGACAAAUGCUCCCAUGAUGGUACCUAUAAAGGCAUGGAAGUAGAGGGGUUUGUCAUUAGAACCCAUUUGACUGAAACUGGUCAAGAUUUCUUCUUCAAAUUUAAAUUUGAAGAACCAUAUUUAAUGUACAGACAGUGGAGAGAAGUGACUAAACAAUACAUCUCUAGCAAGUCUAGGUUAUUGAAGUACAAAAGGCAUAAAUUUAUUACCAACAAUUAUCUCGAUUUCGUUAUUCCCAUCUUAGACAACGAUCCUAAACUAAGUGAACAGUACAUGAAAGGAUUUGGAAUUAUUAAGUUAAGAAAUAUGUUUUUGAAAUCAUACGGUAUGUCAGGAUUGGAGAUUUUGAACCAGGAGAAGAUUCAGGAAUUAGAACUGAAAAAUGCCACUAAUGAUUCUGAUAUUGUGGAUGAAAAGACAAAGUUCUUAAUUUUCCCUAUUUCUGUCAUUGGUUGUGGUAAAACUACUACUGCAUUAACUUUAACUAAUUUAUUCCCAAAUUGGGGGCAUAUUCAAAAUGAUGAUAUUACAGGUAAGGACAAAUCAAUGCUCAUAAAGAAAUCACUCGAGCUAUUAGCCAAACCAGAUAUCAAAUGUGUCUUUGUCGACAGAAAUAAUCAUCAACGUAGAGAACGUGAACAGUUAUUCACCUGGGUCGAACAAUUGAGAGAAAAUUAUCUUCCCUACUAUACCAAUAUUAAGACUAUUGGUUUAUCAUUUGCCUCCUACGACGAUUUGGAAAAAGUGAAAAAAUUGACCAUCGAUAGAGUUCUUGCUAGAGGUGAUAACCAUCAAAGUAUUAAAAGUUCAGUUUAUGGUGAACAAAAAGUUUUAGGUAUCAUGAAUGGGUUUGUGAAAAGAUACCAACCAAUUAAUGAGAACAGAGAUCCAGAUAACCUUUUCGAUUAUGUGAUCCAUUUGAAUUCCCUAGAUACGAACUCUUCUCUCAUCAAUGCUAAAGAAACUGCGAAGAAAUUGCAUGAAAAGUAUCCUGUUUUAGUUCCCAACAUUCCCACUGAUGAACAAAUUGAAAAAGCAUUGGAAAGGAGUCUAGAGUACAAACCAACUACUAAAAAAGUAGUCGGUGGUGGUGGUAACAGAAAUAAGGACAAAAACAGAGGUAAAAAAUCUGAUAAAUCCAAAAGAAUCAGCCCGGUCUAUUUUUCUGCCAAUAUUGAAAAAAAGGAGAAUAUCAUUGAAAUUGUCAAGAAAACUUUUGAAGGACUAAAUUCUGAAAGAAAAUCUAGUUUAUCUAAAUUGAUUGAAGAAGACAGGUUUCAACCUAAAUUCCACAUAACACUAUGUCAUGUUACACAGGGCAAAAAUGGUGCACCAGAAACUAAGCAACUUUGGGCAUCUUAUCUAAACAGAUACAACUCAGAAUUAGAAAAAUUGGAGGAUCUACCACAAAUUUUGGCUACCGGUGACAAAAUUAAAUUUAAACCUAUUAAAUUAUGUUGGGACGAGAAAAUAGUUUCUAUGGUUGUGCAACUUUCCGCAGUCUUGGACCCUCAUAAUCACAUUGUAUCCGAACUUUCUUGUGGAAAUGCAAUCCCCCACAUUACCGUUGGUAUUCUACAAGAUGGCGUAAAACCGUUUUAUUCCAACGAACUAUGCCAAAAAAUAUUUAGUAACAAUCCACCGCCAGGUUCUCAGUGUAUCGACCUGGAUAGUCAAGAUAUAGAAGCUGGCAUUUGCAUAAAUUUUUGA
Molecule: messenger RNA, 2487 nt
Organism: Zygosaccharomyces rouxii
Lineage: Eukaryota; Fungi; Ascomycota; Saccharomycetes; Saccharomycetales; Saccharomycetaceae
Gene: TRL1
Product: tRNA ligase
Exons: 1
Coding region: 1-2487 (828 amino acids)
Biological process (GO): tRNA splicing, via endonucleolytic cleavage and ligation
Cellular component (GO): nuclear inner membrane
Molecular function (GO): ATP binding; GTP-dependent polyribonucleotide 5'-hydroxyl-kinase activity; RNA ligase (ATP) activity
Source: RefSeq, a predicted model, not a curated record